Emericellopsis cladophorae is the source of this 981-nucleotide messenger RNA. RefSeq names its product undecaprenyl pyrophosphate synthase-like protein. The transcript is spliced from 2 exons. The coding region runs from base 1 to 981 and encodes 326 amino acids. Gene Ontology annotation, cellular component: endoplasmic reticulum membrane; dehydrodolichyl diphosphate synthase complex. Gene Ontology annotation, molecular function: ditrans,polycis-polyprenyl diphosphate synthase [(2E,6E)-farnesyl diphosphate specific] activity. The record is from RefSeq and is a predicted model, not a curated record. NCBI's taxonomy places the organism in Eukaryota, Fungi, Ascomycota, Sordariomycetes, Hypocreales, Bionectriaceae.
AUGCCUUUGAACUACACGGAUACCAAGGCCUAUAGGGCUGAUGAGAAAGUCCAACAUGGCCAAUUGACAGAUCGCCAAAAACGCCAUAUCAUAAAGAACAGCCUGCCAGCACCGGCCGAGAAUCGACAACCGACCUCCACGCUCAGCGCGAAGCCCGAGAGAAGGUCGCGGCUGGGCAUUCGCAAGUUCACGAUGCACCAGAUCCACGUCCUCAUCUUCGCUUGCAUGCACGGCCUGUUUUCUCUCUACAUCCGCAUCCGCCAGGUCAUCAAUGUCGUGAGCUAUCAGCUCUCCUCGGUGCUCUACUACCACCACGCCACGCCCCAAUACAUCCAGAAGGAUGUCUCCCGGCUCAACAAGCUGCCGAAGCACUUGAGCGCCAUCUUGAAGUCGGACAACAGGCGGGCGGCGGUGGACUUGGACCGCCUGGUUGACGAGACGGCCGAGCUGGCGACAUGGUGCGCCUGUGCCGAGAUUCCUCAGCUGUCGGUGUACGAGAAGACAGGUCUGCUGAAGAAGCACAUGCCCAGGGUGUACGAGGCUGUCACCCAGAAACUUGCAUUCUACUACGGCGGUGACCACCCGUCGCUGUCGGUGACGUCGCCUCACCGAGACUCGUACUCGUCGCCUUCUCUGGACAACAGCCUGGGUCACCUGAAGCUGCACCUCAUCUCGGAGCAGGACGGCAGGGAAUCCGUCGUCGAUCUGACGCGCACGCUCGCCGAGAUGUCACAAAAAGGGAAACUGUCGCCCAAGGACAUCUCCAUGGAGCUCAUCGACAAUGAGCUGUCAGAGGGUAUCAUGGCGGAGCCUGACCUGCUCAUUCUGUUCGGCCCCACCGUACAGCUCUCGAGCUACCCCCCCUGGCAAAUUCGUCUGACGGAGAUCUUCUGCCUCAAGGACAACGAGACCUUUGGCUACCAAGUGUUCCUCAAGGCGCUGCGCAACUAUGCCAGUGCGCAAAUGCGUCGCGGAAAAUGA